This is a messenger RNA of Dioszegia hungarica, 1920 nucleotides long. Its product is annotated as nuclear condensing complex subunits, C-term domain-containing protein. Gene Ontology annotation, biological process: mitotic chromosome condensation. Gene Ontology annotation, cellular component: condensed chromosome; condensin complex. Lineage: Eukaryota; Fungi; Basidiomycota; Tremellomycetes; Tremellales; Bulleribasidiaceae. The transcript has 12 exons. The coding region runs from base 1 to 1920 and encodes 639 amino acids. The record is from RefSeq and is a predicted model, not a curated record.
AUGGCGCGAGUCUUUGUCGAUCAUUGCGUAGCUACCAAUGUGCGUAUACCUUUCCACCAGGACAAUGUUCGACUGGAAGAAACGCUGCCAGUUGUCACCGCGCUGGCCUUCUUGGUACAGGAUGAGUUCAACAAGCUCGUCCCGUCCGUCAACACAGAAGAGGCCGAUAUCGCCGAUCGGUCCUUCAUUGUCGGGGAGUUACUUAGCUUGGCAGUGAAUCUGGACUAUGCGGACGAGAUUGGGCGGAGAAAGAUGUUCACGCUAGCUCGCGAGAUGCUGAGCCAGGACAAUCUCCCCGACACCCUCAUUCCGCGCUGCCUAGACGUACUCGUCAAGAUCUGCGAUACCGAGCGAGACCUCAUCCGCGUCAUUGUCGACGUGAUCUCCGAGCUGCGGGAGGGCGAGGGCGAGGAGGACGCGGAGGUACCUGGCAGUCAAGCCUCAACGUACAGCGCGACACCCAGCAGACCGAGAGCGGGUGGCCCUCGCUUCGAUGUCAUCACGGAUCCGGAGGAGAAGAUGAAGGCUGCGCUGGUGGAUCUGCGGUGCUUGGUCAUCUGCAUUGCGAUGCUGGAGAGGAUAAACUCUAAUCUUGUGGACAAUGCUGUGCUGACGGGUUUGAUGCACGAGCUGGUCAUCCCCGCCGUGGAGAAUAAGGAGGAGCCCGCUCUGCGGGAUCAGGGAGUGAUAUGUCUAGGCCUGAUAGGGCUUAUCGACCUCACGACUGCUUCGGGGUCAUUAUCGCUGUUUGUGAACCUCGUCAACAAGGCGGAUGACGAGCUCCAGUCUAAGAUCGUCCGAAUCCUCUUUGACCUGUUCAUGGUGCACGACAUUCCCCAACUAGUGGCGGGCGUGAUGACCGUGGAGAAUGUCUGGGAGCUUAUCCAGUUCCUGCUCAGUCAGCCUUCAGCCGAUGUUCAAGCUGUCGCGGCGGAAGGUACGGCCAAAUUGAUCCUCGCUGGAAAAGUUUCAGAUGCCAGCAUGCUCCGCUCUCUGGUGCUCCUUUACUUUUCGCCCGAGUCAGCCGACAAUCAGGCGCUUAGACAAUGCCUCACAUACUUCUUCCCAGUCUACUGCUACUCGUCCUCAGAUAACCAGCGGACACUGCUCUCCGUGUUCUCUGAAUCCCUCGAGGUGCUACAGCAAAUCCUGGAGGAGAUCGAGGGGGAGCAGGAUAUGCCCCCCUUGUCGCAGAUAGGCCUGAUGAUGAUUGACUGGCUGGAUCCGCUGAAGGCUGUUGAGCGACAAGGGGCAAAGGUCGACCUCGCUAUACAUCUUGAUCUUGCUCUGGAGGUCUGCAAAAGCAUACUGGAAGAAGAAUCAAAGGACGUGCGGAAAGCUAUGGUAGCAUGGCUCUCCAAGCUCAACCUUCCGGACUCUGGUCCCGCCAACGAGACACGGGUCAAGAUGCUGGAGCUGGUUCUCGGCGGUAUCAGGGAUAAACGACCAUUAUCGGAUGCGAUUUCCCGAAACUCGCUCAAUAAGUUCAGUACGACUCUCUUGAAGAGGUAUCCUGAGCAUUUGGAAGGAUUUGAUGCGGAGGCGUUCGCGGAGGAUGAGAAUGAGGAGGUGCAGGCUUUGGUUGAUCUGAUUGAUGGAGUCAAGCCCACCGAUGACGCUGCAUCGGAGGCAGGCUCAAGGCGCAAGUCCACGACAGGCCGCGGCAGGCGUGCCACUCGGGACUCAUCUCGCGAAACCAGCAUCGCCCUGACCGACUCAGACGACGACUCUCAGGCAGGCUCGGAUGAUGAGGAGGUGAUACCACGUACGCGGAGAUUGACGAGGGGCAAGCCGAUGUCGAAGGUCAUUGAGGAAGAAGAGGAGCCGGAAGAAGCGGGGGCGGAAGCGGAGGCGGAGGCUGAGCCGCAAACUGAAGGAGAGGAUGACGAUGUCGAGAGUAUGCUGGAUAGUUCCUUCUAG